AUGGGUCUGCAAAGUCUGCCAACUUUAGCUCCGUUUCAGCUAUUCAAAAUAUAUACAUUAAAAAUACUUCCUUUCAUCUUAGAAUGCGAUUUGGGAGAGCAUCUGACAUGUAAAAUUAAAUUUAUUUGCUGUUGGAUGUACCAAUGUGUUUGUCUUCCGAAUCACGUAUACCUUGGACUCGGACAUGGUUGCCUCUACGAAAAAUUUGUUUAA
Molecule: messenger RNA, 213 nt
Organism: Drosophila gunungcola (fruit fly)
Lineage: Eukaryota; Metazoa; Arthropoda; Insecta; Diptera; Drosophilidae
Exons: 2
Coding region: 1-213 (70 amino acids)
Source: RefSeq, a predicted model, not a curated record